ACUCUUUCUUCUCGCGUUUUCAGUCACCGGAAGGAACUUGUUCGCUAUUUCACAAACGCUUCGUCAACCUCUGCUUCCGAUUUCUUCACCAAUGGCAGGCCGAGGCAAAACCCUAGGAUCCAGCGCCGCCAAGAAGGCCACCUCCCGGAGCAGCAAGGCCGGCCUCCAAUUCCCCGUCGGCCGUAUCGCCCGUUUCCUCAAGGCCGGAAAAUACGCCGAGCGCGUCGGCGCUGGCGCCCCUGUCUACCUCGCCGCCGUCCUCGAGUAUCUCGCCGCCGAGGUUUUGGAAUUGGCUGGAAACGCCGCGAGGGACAACAAGAAGACUCGAAUUGUGCCUCGCCACAUCCAAUUGGCGGUGAGGAACGAUGAGGAAUUGAGCAAGCUUCUUGGGGAUGUUACCAUCGCUAACGGAGGUGUGAUGCCCAACAUUCACAACCUUCUUCUUCCCAAGAAGGCCGGUGGGUCGUCCAAGGGUGCUGGUGCUGAUGACGACUCUUAGAUGAAGAUUCGAUUUUUCCGGAAUUUAGAUGUUCUUUUGUUUCGGUGCUUGUAGUUUUCUUUAUCGUGGUUUGUAGUUGUAGUUAGGGUUCCUGUUAGCGUUGUUAAUACAAUGAACCGCCUCAAGCUCUCAAGUGAGAUUGUUGAAAUUUUAAUAGAAUGAAUGCCCUUUGAUACCCAAUUGUUAUUUAUAAAGGUCGAAUUUUUAAUUA
This is a messenger RNA of Cajanus cajan (pigeon pea), 710 nucleotides long. RefSeq names its product putative histone H2A.3. Lineage: Eukaryota; Viridiplantae; Streptophyta; Magnoliopsida; Fabales; Fabaceae. Gene Ontology annotation, molecular function: structural constituent of chromatin; protein heterodimerization activity; DNA binding. Gene Ontology annotation, cellular component: nucleosome. The record is from RefSeq and is a predicted model, not a curated record.